Gavialis gangeticus (Gharial) is the source of this 8184-nucleotide messenger RNA. It is a transcript of the gene DCAF7, whose product is annotated as DDB1 and CUL4 associated factor 7. The record is from RefSeq and is a predicted model, not a curated record. Bases 39 to 1067 code for a protein of 342 amino acids. Lineage: Eukaryota; Metazoa; Chordata; Crocodylia; Gavialidae. Gene Ontology annotation, molecular function: protein binding. The transcript is spliced from 7 exons. Gene Ontology annotation, cellular component: nucleus.
GGCCCGGCCCGGGCCGGCCUCGCUCGCCGCGCCUCGCCAUGUCGCUGCACGGGAAGCGGAAGGAGAUCUACAAAUACGAGGCGCCCUGGACCGUGUACGCCAUGAACUGGAGCGUCCGGCCUGACAAGCGCUUCCGCCUGGCGCUGGGCAGUUUCGUGGAGGAGUACAACAACAAGGUCCAGCUUGUUGGUUUGGAUGAGGAAAGCUCAGAGUUUAUUUGUAGGAACACCUUUGACCACCCAUAUCCUACCACCAAGCUCAUGUGGAUCCCAGAUACCAAGGGAGUAUAUCCAGACCUGCUAGCAACCAGUGGCGACUACCUACGUGUAUGGCGAGUGGGUGAAACAGAAACCCGGCUGGAGUGUUUGCUGAAUAAUAACAAGAACUCUGAUUUCUGUGCCCCACUUACGUCUUUUGAUUGGAAUGAGGUGGACCCGUACCUACUAGGUACCUCUAGUAUCGACACCACCUGUACUAUCUGGGGUCUGGAAACAGGGCAGGUUUUGGGAAGAGUAAAUCUAGUGUCUGGCCAUGUCAAGACCCAACUUAUUGCACAUGACAAAGAGGUGUAUGACAUUGCAUUUAGCCGUGCAGGUGGGGGGAGAGAUAUGUUUGCUUCAGUUGGUGCUGAUGGUUCUGUGCGAAUGUUUGACCUCCGUCAUCUGGAACAUAGCACCAUUAUCUAUGAGGACCCGCAGCACCAUCCUUUGUUACGUCUUUGCUGGAACAAGCAGGAUCCUAAUUACCUUGCUACAAUGGCCAUGGAUGGCAUGGAGGUGGUGAUUCUUGAUGUCAGAGUUCCCUGCACUCCUGUUGCCAGGCUAAACAACCACAGAGCAUGUGUGAAUGGAAUUGCUUGGGCACCUCACUCUUCCUGCCAUAUCUGUACGGCAGCUGAUGACCAUCAGGCUCUCAUCUGGGAUAUUCAGCAAAUGCCUCGGGCCAUUGAGGAUCCUAUCCUGGCCUAUACAGCAGAAGGAGAAAUCAACAAUGUACAGUGGGCAUCAACUCAGCCGGACUGGAUAGCUAUCUGCUACAACAACUGUCUGGAGAUCUUGAGAGUGUAACAUUACUGGGCCAUGCCAAAGCAAGGCACGGCUGUAUAAUUUUCCCCCUUCUAACGUAAGAACAAACAAGAUUCAGUGGCCAGUAUCUUUUUGUUGCUUUGCAUCUACUGUUCCAAGAAACUGUUACAAGAAUUGAUGGCAGGUGUCUGCGGUCCCCAAAAGACUCAAAAAAUAAAUAAAUAAAAAAGCAGGGACGUGACAAGCCUCUUGGACCCUUCUGGGUUCUGGUUUUAAUAAUUUUUCAAUUUAAAGUUCUGUAUAUUUGUUUGUCGACUGUGUUAAUGAACAUUAUGGGCUUUAAAUGACUGCUUUAAGUUACUGCAUAUGUUUGUGUGUUUGUCAACCAGCUGAGGCAGCACAUCCAGCUAGUUUGAGAAAUGUAAGUGCAAAACUAGUUGGAAGAAAGACACUGAUAUUAGCCAACAUCCCUGCAGGAAUCUCUAAUUAUUCCUGCUAUUGCUGUCUCUAAACUGUUUAAACAUUUCUACGUUUGUUUUUUAUAUAUCUUGAGCUAAGUUUCUAUUGAGUGAGGUGAGGUGAGGUGAGGCUCUUCUCUCCAGUUAUUUUUGAUAUGUGAUCAACUUCCAUUUGCCCAAAGCAGGAUCUGUUCGUAGAGGUGAGUCAUGAGCAUCAUUGUUGAUUCCUUGGCAGUAAAGCCCUGCCAGUAUUAACUGUUGCCUUGGCUCCUUAUACCUGGCCAGAAUCACCUGGUGCUGUGAAAUACAAAUUUAUUGCACAACUGUCUUCUGAUUUCUCUGAUGCUAGAGGCAGUUGUUACUAUGGUAGGCCUUACAUUAAAAUGUUAACAGAAUUACUGUGGCUUUCCCACAGCUGUAUUGCCUAACUGAAUGGGGAUCAGCAUUUCAAAAAGAGAAGAUUCUUGUGUGACUACUUGUUUUGAGGUAAAUGAUUUCUGGAAAACGUGCAACUUUGAACAUGUCAAUCCAAAAUCCAUUACAGUGAAACAAUUUCCCCUAGAAAAUUUCCUGACUGAACCAAAAGAAAAAAUGGCUUCACACUUUCUUUCUACCUUGCUUGGUUGAAAACUAUAACCUAAGCAAAAAUUCUAUACUUAACCUUUUUAACUGGGAGUUUUUCUGCAUUUGGCCUGUUUUUCUGGAAGUUCUUGAACGUGAAGGAACAAGGAGCUAACUUUUUUUUUGCCCCUCAGUAUAUUUGCAUUGUCUGCCCAAAUCUUGUUGGAUGAAUGAGAAGUCAGAACAGCUGGUCUACUAUCAAAAUGGAAGCUGUCCCUAUAGCAGAAGUAGUUCCCUAAAGCAACAUACAAGGUGGAUCUAAAAUGAAAGAAGCUGUAUAUAGUCUCUCAAAUGGAUCCUGUGUUCUGGUUUUAGUUGCAUCUUUCAGGUAUUGCAACUUUUGUAAGUAGAACCCUUCAAUUUUGGAGGGUUUUUUUAAUAGUAGAAAGAAAAAAGGGGGCCUUGGCAGGUUGUUUUGUAACACUGCUUUCUGAUUUAAAGUUGCAAUGGUUAGAAAACUUAAUCUUAACGUGGAGAAUAAUGUGAAUGUUCUGUUCAGAUGAAUGAUCUGCAGUACCCUUCCAAAGAAAACGUGACAACAGAAUGCAAGACUUUGUAGUCACCUUUUUACUGUAACAAACCGGGCUCUUAAGUUAGUUGUCAGCAUCUGCUCAUUACCAUGAGUUAGUCCAAAAACCAAAUGCAGAAUUACCAGAUCACAGUUGAAUUUUAAUCUCACCAGUUUAAGAAGAGUUUGUUUUGGGGUACAUGCGUCUCUCUCCCUCCACCUCCUCCCCCCACCUUAGUCUUCUUUACAGUAUUUACAACCACUACAUUCUGUUUUAAAUGCUGUGUCCCUGUUGCACCAAGUCAGAAAUGGAAAACUGUUUAUAGUGAAAUGGACCAUACUGUCAAACACGGAGCAAAACAAAUAGGUGAGGCAAAAUCUUUAUCUUAAAAGUUACUGCAACACUGGGUAAACAUUUUUACAGGUGACCUUUUUAAAAAAAAUGCUGUAGUAAAAAAAGCACCAUCUUACUAAUUUGAUCAGCUUUCACUAUUAAUUAGAUAUUUUCCUCCUAUUAGCAAUAUUGAGCUAACACACUGCUGAGUUGUACUCUGUUCCACCUCUUGCACUGUCUGAUUCACUAUGUUCCAAAUGUUGACUCUUUGGGUGAGCAGAAAGAGUACGAUUGUCAGACCAAGUUGUUGGCAUGGUAGCUAGUAAGAUAACUUGAGACUUGCAUGUAGACUGAGCAGACUUGCUCUAAAAGUCAUUGAAAAUGCAAUAAAUGUGGAACUACACAACUGAAUUGUCACUUUUCAGAGAAGAACUGCACCUUAAAGUUAGAAAUUGCAUAUGCUAAGCCCCAAGGUAAAAGUUUUAUGCUUAUAGCAAUAUUAAUUGACUUACUGUGCACAUUGCUUAAGUGUAAAUAUACAUGUAACAAUAUUACAAGCAUUUGACACAGUUGGUGAUUGAGAGAAGCAUAACUCAUUUUCUGACUUGAUGCAGAUUUUAAAUAUAUAUACUUAUUGCUGCAAAUCAAGCUUUGCAUUUAACUUUGUAAAGGAUAGAACAGAAAAAAACUUGUGUAAUUUUAGGAUAUAUGUAGUCCCAUUUAGGCUUUGAUGUUUCAUUCUGUUGAGGUAAAUGGUAUGGGGUGAAAGCUGCUUUGUUAAAACCAUUCCUCACAGCCAAAUGCAGGGUGCAGCUGUGCAUCACUUGCAACUGCUGUCUUCAGAAGAAAGAAAUGAAUUGAUCUGUUUUUAGUUGAAGAUUCGUAUCUGCAGAAUACAUGAAAUGGCGGAUACCAUGAUUUUUAACAACUUUGUCUCCCUUACUCAAUUCAUUUUCCUUGUCCUUGACAAGUGUUUUGAUGACAACUUUAAUCUUCCCUACAGUUUAUCCCUACCCUGGACGGGGAUGGAAUUUGUGUAAUUUCCCUGCCCAAGAUCAACUUUAUUGGGUAGAUGCUUAGUAGAAUACACUAGUCAUCUCUUUUUGUGAAGAUGUAACAUGCCUGUUACUGUAGUAGCGAAGUGAUUUCUUCCUCCCAAAUCUUUUAUCCAGUUUAAUUGAACCUUAGUCAUGAAGGACAAAUUCUGUGAAAAAGUAUUUACCUGAUAAGUUUUUGUGUGUGCGUGCGUGUGCGCACGCAUCUGCAGAUUAAAAGUAAAAUAGAGCCCUUCGACUAUAUCGAGCGAGAGUUUUUUCCAACAAUGUAAACCCCACCAGGCUAAAUAUUUCAUCCCCAUUGAGAACUGAGAAUGUUAGAGCAAACAAACCAUGGUCUGAAUAAUGAGAACACUUCCACUGCUAGUAAAAACUGUUUGAUUAUGUGUACUUUGAAGGGAUCCAGCUUAGGAUCCCUCUUCCCACCACUUGCUUGUUAGUACUGGUUUGGAUUUCUCUAUAGAGAAGAGACUCCUGAUCCAAAUUCCAUUGAAGAUAAGGGAAGCACUCUUGACAACUUUAGUGGGUGUGUAAUAUGACCUGUAUUCUUGCUGCAAUUGCUUGUUUAUUGAUUGGACUAGCUUCUAGAUCUAUGGUUCAUUGCCUUAUUUGGGCCAUGUCCUACUGCUGUUCCCCAUGUCAGAUACCGUCCUUAGAAGUGAGAGAUACUAUUUAAAUUAAUUUUUUAAAUAGUCACUUGAGCAAUGUAAUGAGCAUUACCUGAAAACUAGGCAAACCUGUUUAGGUAAGGGCUCAUACAAAGGGCAUUUUAUUUAAGAAAGGUAAGAGUAUGAGAGGCUUCUUUGCAGUGCUAUUCUAGCAUGAAGCAGUGUGUUUCUCAGUGGUUCACGUUUGUUUCAAAUAUAAGACACACCUCUGAAAGCUGUAAAGUGCUGAGGAUUAUUGACCAAAAGAAACAGCUCAGCAUAUCCUGCCAACUGAAUAUUUCAGUUAGAGGUGAAAACACUGCAAACACUGCUUCAUUUAAAUAUUUCAGCCCAUCUUACACUUUCAUGUCUCUUUUUUUUUUUUCCUUCCAAGGCUUGUGAAAACCACUAGUAAGGUAACUGAUUUUGAUAGUGGUUCUGAGUGCUUUAGAGAUCAUACAGAGAAACUGCUUUCAAAGUAUUUGCCCCUGAAGGGACGGGAGGAGAACUCCUGGGAAAGAUCCUAACAUCAGUGAUGUUAUCACAAAAGUGGAUGGUGUAAUGUGACAUAAACAAGAUUUUGAGGCACUAACUUCACUAGUUUUGGAUCAUUUCUCCUACUGAUUAUUUCCAGGCAUUUGGAUGAACUUUCUGAGCCAAGCUAUUCUAGAUUCCAACUAUUAUUUGAGCAACUUGUUACUAGCAUGUUUUGGUUCCCAACCCAAAGAUAUGUCCUAUAUUUUAGCAAGAUGAAGUGGGCAGUGAUUUGAGAACCUAAAAGUUGGAUAAUAAAACAGUGCAUUAGUACAGUAACUUUUGUAUACUACUGAAUUAAACCAGGCUAUGAUAAGUCACUGCUACCAGAUUUGUCCUGCCACAUGCAGAGAUUUACUAGGUGAGAACUUAAGUGCUUUGACAAUCUCUAGUACUUUAGUGGUCACAAUGUAGGGGAUGAAAGGUGACUGACACUAUAAGAGGUCUUAAAAUAAGCCACUUAAAAGUGGAUGAUGAUCGUCAGCAAUCAUAAUAAAUCUACUGACAGGAUGAAUCUUUUCUGACCUGAGACUGAAACAGCCUCCUGUAUAGGAGGAGGCUUGUUUUUAAAAUGUAAGUUCAGGAAUCUGAGCAUGACUGUUAAGCUGCUCUAGAUGGCACUUUAGUAGGUAUAUUUUGGUAGGGUUAGGAAAGAAUGAACCUCUUUCUGCCCUAGUCUUUUAAGGCAGGAUUUUAUACCUCUGAAAUUUGUCUCGUUUAAAAUAAGUGUUCCUGACAUUGCAAGAUGGAAUUUGUGAGUAUAUAGUUAUGUAAUCCUUUUCAUGUCAGAACUACCUGCCCUGCUGAAGGAUAAAACUGUGAGCACUUGAAAAUAUUGUUAAGGCUACAAACUAGGAGGCUUUGUUCCAGAUACCAGCAGAGAACUCUCAGGCACUUAGACUGCUUGUCACCCAAAUAGAACUCCUUUCUGUUUCAUUUGAUCAUCUAUUAUUACCUAAUGUUUAAGGGCUAUGUAAUUAGGUGCCCUUUCAAAUUGUCUGUUGGCAGUGGCUGGGGAAAUGUCUCAGUAUGUGAUGUAAAUGAAUAAGCAGACCACAGACACCAGUUGUGAGGUAGAAAAAACAGAUGCAGCUAUCUGCACCUUCCCACGUAAUUCAAAAGUCCUUAACUUUAUCCCUGAAUUCCCUGGUGCUCUCUGACUGCUGUUCAUACUGAAAUGGAUAAAUGUACAGCAAGUUUCAGCUAACUGUACAAAUUCAGACAGCUGCAAAACUGUUACGUUUCCAUCAAAAACCUGGAAAGGGUUAAUCAUCCACUACCACCAAAGAAAAUGGUUGUUAUCACAAACCCAAGUGGAAUAUUAUCCAGUCAACAAACAGUUUGGAUGUUUGACUGCCUGCCUUUUCACUGCAAGGUCAAUGAUUCACAUUCUAGCCUAGGCUUUUAAUGUUGGUCUGUGCGAUGGCCUUUAGGAAAUGAAGCAUCUACAAUCUCAUUCUGAAUGGGCAGGAGUAAAACUGGCUCUAGAUAGGGGGUGGGAAAGAGAUAGGUCUUACUUAUUAGUUUCUUCAGAAGCUAACAAGUUUUUAUGAUAUAGCACUUCCUUGUGGAAAAAGGCUGAUUUAUGGGAAGAUGUAACUAAAUGUCAGUACCCAUAGAGAAGGCCCCUCUAAGUCAGAGACAUGUGACAUUGACAACUAUCAAAUGGAAUUUACAGUGCCCUUGCCUAUGCUAUCAGAGUUAAGUCUCAAGCUUUUGAUCAGCACCUUACAGCUAUUUUAGCACUGGUGAGAUAAAAAUGUGCUCCAGUCACCAGUUGUUUGUCUGGCGAUUCAAGGUAGAGUGUAGUUCUAAGAGAAACAUACAAUGAUGUCUUGACUUCUUCAAAGAACAUCCUUCAGUUUGCUGAGCAUCUCAAAUGACCUCUUGUGGUGGUCACAGAUAUCCAGCAUCAAUCUAAAUUUCUCACCUUGCCAGUGAGGAAAAAUGACUUGUUCAGGCCCUGAAGUGCUUGCUCCUCUUCAGAGGAACUAAUGAACUGCAGAGUUAAAUUCAUCUUUCUGGUAAUUGCAAGAUUCGGCAGUCAUGCUGCUCUAAGUCCUGGUUCCAUCUCUCAUUCAUCCACACAAGUCAGCAUCCCUUCAAAUUUGAUUUCCUGUCUUAUGAAAUGCUCGUGUCUCUUCUAGGCAAGAGACGUAAGUGAAGGAGCUGCCAAACAAAAGGGGAAAGGAUUCUGUCAUUCAGUUGUACAGCUGUGAAGCAAUGUGUGUUGCUUUUUUGACAACCUGGUGAAUAUUAAUUGUAUCUACUAUUUAAAUAAGAACCUUUUUAGUUUGGGUUGCUAGCAGUGUACAAUGUAAUAAUCUGUUGCGCCGAAGCUUUUUUUCUUUUUCUUUUUUCUUUUUUACUACCAAUAGUCAAGUAGAUAUUUACUUUUAUGUGUAUUCCCUUCUGCUGUUCCCAUUUAAGAUCUGUUGUAAUAACUUCCUGAAAGUGUGAUCUUUGUAGCAUGAUUGUACAAGCAUACAUAUGAAAUCCCAGAUUUCUUAUUCUCACUAAAAUGUUAAAGCAAUAGCAAUUUAAUGUCUGUCCUUCAUAGUGUAGGGUGUUAACAUGGUUUCUCCCCCUCCACCACCAUCCCUUCUGUAUUGUUUGAGAUUUUGCAACUUUGCUAUCAUACUCUGCUAGAGGAUUCUUAGCAUCCCAUUAUCCAACAGACACUGACAUGUUGCCAUGGGUAACUGCAGUGUCCGGGUAUUCCUUCAUUUUUUAAUGGAAAAAAAACAAUAUAUAAAAGGUUUUGUUAAAUGCAUUUUAACACCCAAGCCAUGGAACCGUUUUGUUAAAACUGUAAAUUUUUAGGUGACUUUUUGAAACCGCUUGAAAGUGGAAUGUUGCAUCCUUUAUGCUAUUUUCUGCUUCCUGUGUAGUUUUAUUCAAAUUUUUUAACCUUUCUUUCUAAGUUUCAGCCUCCUGUGUAUUAGGUACAGUAUUUUCUGCUUUUCAUACUUUGUAAUAAAAAUGAAACAUUUGUAGAUUGA